Molecule: messenger RNA, 1338 nt
Organism: Dichotomopilus funicola
Lineage: Eukaryota; Fungi; Ascomycota; Sordariomycetes; Sordariales; Chaetomiaceae
Product: pyridoxal phosphate-dependent transferase
Exons: 4
Coding region: 1-1338 (445 amino acids)
Cellular component (GO): peroxisome
Molecular function (GO): L-serine:pyruvate transaminase activity; L-alanine:glyoxylate transaminase activity
Source: RefSeq, a predicted model, not a curated record
AUGCCCCGCCAAAACCCGCCCGAUAAUACCCCCCCCGCCCGGCUCUCUCUCAUCUCCCGACAUCUCGGCCCUGUGUACCCGAUCAACACGCCCUUCACUGUCGAGCGCCUCCCAGACACCAUCGACACCUCCCUGCUGCCCAAGAUCCAGUCACGCAGCCUCUCGACCGAAGCUCCGAAGAUGUCGUCCCAAGCUGCGCACCCCACGCUCCUAAUCCCAGGUCCUAUCGAGUUCGACGAUGCGGUGCUGCAGUCGAUGAGCCACUUUAGCGAGAGCCAUGUCGGUCCCGGCUUCGUUGCUACCUUCGGCGAGACCCUCACUCUCCUACGGAAGCUCUUCCAGACCACCGAUCCGUCCUCGCAACCGUUCGUCAUUUCUGGCUCCGGCACGCUCGGCUGGGAUCUUGUUGCCGCCAACCUGAUCGAACCCAACGAGGACGUACUGGUGCUCGGCACCGGCUACUUUAGCGACGGCUUCGCCGACUGCCUGCGCGUCUACGGCGCCAACGUGACCGAGCUCAAGGCCACGGUCGGCACCAAGCCCCAACUUCCCGAGAUCGAGAAAGCGCUAUCCGAGAAGAAGUACAAGGCUAUUACCGUCACCCACGUCGAUACCUCCACUGGUGUUUUGAGCGAGCUGAAGAACCUGUCCGCCCUCGUCCACAAGGUCUCUCCCGACACUCUCAUCAUCGUCGACGGCGUAUGCAGUGUGGCGUGCGAGGAGAUCGACUUUGAUGGCUGGGGUCUGGACGGUGUUGUCACUGCCAGCCAGAAGGCCAUUGGCUGCCCGGCGGGCUUGUCCAUCUCCAUGUUCAGUGGCCGCGCCCUGAAGGCUGUCCAGAACCGCAAGACCCCUCCAGCUGCUUACUUUGCAUCCAUGAAGAACUGGACACCAAUUAUGCAAAACUACGAAGCCAAGAAACCCUCCUAUUUUGCCACCCCGUCUCCGCAGCUCAUCCAUGCGCUUCACACCGCGCUCAACCAGAUCCUGACCAAGCCGGUCUCGGAACGAUUCGCCGCCCACAAGGCCGGCUCCGACAGGAUCAAGAAGGCCGUGACAGACCUUGGCCUGAAGCAGGUUGCGGGUAACCCCGACGAGCAAGCACACGGUAUGACGGCCAUCUACCUCCCUGACGGGGUCAAGGGCGCCGAGCUGCUGCCCAUCCUUGCCAAGAAGGGCGUGGUAUUUGCGGGCGGCAUUCAUAAGGAGAUUGCGACUAAGUACAUCCGGUUCGGGCACAUGGGCGUCAGCUUGCUUGAUCCCAACCGGACUGACGUGGAUCACGCCCUGAAGUCGCUGGAGGAGGGUUUGGCCGAGUGUGGAUACAGGAAGCCGUAA